Molecule: messenger RNA, 1191 nt
Organism: Nylanderia fulva
Lineage: Eukaryota; Metazoa; Arthropoda; Insecta; Hymenoptera; Formicidae
Gene: cnir
Product: cornichon-like protein
Biological process (GO): vesicle-mediated transport
Source: RefSeq, a predicted model, not a curated record
AGUGCAUUUCUCGGGUGGGGGUCGGUGUUUCGGAAGUUUACGACGAAACUCAAACUCGACCGGCGAACGAGGAAAAUUGCGUGAUAAAAAUCACAGGAAAGAUAUUCGAGGAUUAUCGUGGUUUUAAAUCCCAUGUGAUCCGCCGUUUUUUUUCGCGUCGAAAAAUAGCCGCGUUAUGGGCCUAAUUUCAGAUCCACUUCUGUUCGCGAUUGCGUUGAUAGACACGGGCUCUAUUUUGUUUCUCCUUGUGUAUUAUAUUAUAACACUAUCGGAUCUCGAGUGUGAUUAUUUGAAUGCGCAAGAAUGUUGUUCAAAAUUGAAUAUGGGAGUGUUACCCAAAUUAAUAGCGCAUACAUUUUUAGUAUUUCUUCUAUUGAUACAUGGACAAUUAAUAUUAACAUUGGUAAACAUACCAAUGACGCUAUGGCUGUUUUAUGAGUAUUUUGGUGUUCCCAGUGGAAAUAUGGGGGUUUAUGAUCCUACGGAGAUUCAUAAUCGCAGCCAAUUAAAGAGAUACACGCGAGAUUGUAUGAUUCAUCUUGGAUAUUGCCUAGUAUUCUUUUUCAUCUAUCUUUAUUGCAUGAUUGUGGCAUUGCUCAAGGGAGAUCCCAUCAAUAGGAAUGAUGAUACUAUAGUAGAAUUAUAAAAAGAUUAAGGCACAUCAUAAAUCUUUUUUGUACUCAUGUUUGUGCUUUUUUUAUAUUACAGUGAUCUGUCUAAGAAUUUUAAUUCUACUAUAUAUUUAAUACAUAGUAUACAUCACAUUCUUUAAAGAAUAAGAAUAUCAUUGUAGCAAUUCUCUUUUUAUCAUAUUGCUUAGACAUCUAAACAAUGUGUUGUUCUCGAGUGACUGUUAUAGUUUAUGGUUCUUAUUUAUUUCAAGCUAGAAAUAGAUAACUUCAAAAUAAAUAUUUAUUUUUAUCUAUUCUAAUACUUGAAUUCCUCUGAUUUGAAGGCCUCAAAUUGUUGUACGAAGUCUCUAGUGAAAUAAAUGGGAACUAUAGAAAUAUAAAAUAAAUACCAAAUAUAUCAUUGUAUCCAAAUGUACUGCUUGCUAAUAAGUAACUUACACAAAUGUAAGUUUCUAGUCGUAAAAACGUAAGCAGAAGUUUGUAUUAUAAUGGAGAUUGUGUUUAUAAGGAUUACAAUAUAUAGUGGUAAUAUUUUAAUAUUACACAUUUUAUUGUUCAA